AUGUGCUUGUGCGAUAAUGUACUUGUGUGCGAGAAAGCACUUGUGUGCGAGAAAGUACUUGUGUGCGAGAAAGUAUUUGUGUGCGAGAAUGUACUUGUGUGCGAGAAUGUACUUGUGUGCGAGAAUGUGCUUGUGUGCGAGAAUGUACUUGUGUGCGAGAAUGUACUUGUGUGCGAGAAUGAUUUCAGAAAAAGUCACGAUGAGAAUAUUUUUGAUAAUAUUUUUCACUGCGAAAUAGAGACACUGUUUAAAAAGUUUUGCAAAACUGUAAAAGACAGAGAUGAGCGAUUUUGCUACUAUAUUGGAGGGGCUGAGACCUCAGCAACAAACAUCCUGAAGAUUAUGUCUUCACCGUUCAAGAACCAUCUCCCUCUUGUGAAAGUCUGUGAAAAAUUGCAAGACGCUGACCCUCAGAUAUGUGAUCUGAAAUAUGAGAAGAAGUUGGACCUUUCUGAGGUUGAAUUCAAGAAGCUCAAGGUUAAGGACCUGAAGAAGAUUCUAUCCGACUGGGACGAGGAACGAGCAUGCAGGGGCUGCUCCGAGAAGUCUGACUUUGUACGAGCUGUGAAAGAGCUUAUGCCCAAACAUGCACCCGAGGCUUAUGCUAAACUUAAAGCCAGGGAUGAGCUUUGAUGACUUUUUUAUUAGUGCCUAGGUUUCUUAAAUAUACAAAUUGAUUAUAGCAGGAAUUGGAGAUCCAUAACUCAGUUUGCAGUAGUCAUAUGAAAUCAAAGCAACUAUAGAGUUUAUACAGAAUUAUAAGAGUUCUAUUUUGUUUCAUGCACUCUCUAUAAUGACGGAUCUUUUAAUAUUCUCCCGUCCAGGUGGUCAAUUUAGCAAAAUCAUAGACAUACAUGUAUGAAAAAGACUCAAAUGUGAAGUGUAUUUACUUCUUUAAAAUAUGAUCACAUUUGCUCUGCAUUCAUUACCAACUAUA
Messenger RNA from Mya arenaria, 937 nucleotides. Its product is annotated as mesencephalic astrocyte-derived neurotrophic factor homolog. Gene Ontology annotation, cellular component: endoplasmic reticulum. The record is from RefSeq and is a predicted model, not a curated record. Bases 1 to 633 code for a protein of 210 amino acids. Gene Ontology annotation, biological process: neuron projection development; dopaminergic neuron differentiation. NCBI's taxonomy places the organism in Eukaryota, Metazoa, Mollusca, Bivalvia, Myida, Myidae. The transcript is spliced from 4 exons.